Molecule: messenger RNA, 2175 nt
Organism: Lytechinus variegatus (green sea urchin)
Lineage: Eukaryota; Metazoa; Echinodermata; Echinoidea; Temnopleuroida; Toxopneustidae
Gene: lcmt1
Product: leucine carboxyl methyltransferase 1-like
Exons: 8
Coding region: 72-1022 (316 amino acids)
Biological process (GO): C-terminal protein methylation
Cellular component (GO): cytosol
Molecular function (GO): protein C-terminal leucine carboxyl O-methyltransferase activity
Source: RefSeq, a predicted model, not a curated record
CAGUGUCAAGUCGAAGAAGUUAAAAUUCGCAGGAUAUAAAUAAUUUGACAUACCGUAUAUCGUGUUCAAAGAUGUCGGAUGAGGCAGUACAAUCUACGAACGAUGAUGCUGCAAUGUGUAAAAGGUUUGCUGUGCAGCAAGGAUACUGGAAAGAUCCAUACAUCCAGCUUCUUGUGAAAAGUGGUCAGAGAAGAGCACCAGAGAUAAAUAGAGGUUACUAUGCAAGGACUCAAGGCAUGCAAACCCUCCUUGUUCAGUUCCUUCAGCUUACUAAGAAGUCUUGUCAGGUCAUCAACCUGGGUGCUGGCUUUGAUUCACUCUUCUGGAGGCUCAAGGAUGAAGACUUGCUUCCUGAUCUCUAUGUAGAGGUGGACUUUAGACCAGUGACAAGUAGGAAAUGUCAGAAUGUGAGAACACGCCAAAAACUGAUACAAAGUGUUCAGGAAACCUGUGAAGGCAAGAGCGUUGUAAUCGAGGAUGCACAACUCCAUUCACCCAAGUAUCAUAUUUUAUGGGGAGAUUUAAGAAAUGUUGAAGAGCUAGAGAAAAAACUCUGCAAAGAAGGUGGUAUUGAUUUCAGCAAGCCCACAUUCUUUAUGGCCGAGUGCGUCCUGGUAUAUCUCCACCAUGAGAAAUCUGACUCGCUCCUCAGAUGGAUCCAUAGCAAGUUUCCUCAGUCUUAUUUUGCUAACUAUGAGCAGGUGAACAUGGCGGAUAAGUUUGGUAUAGUGAUGGCUGAAAACCUCAAGACAAGGGGGUGCACACUAGAAGGGAUUGCACCUUGUAAAGAUCUUGAUACACAGAAAAGUCGCUUCACCACGGCCGGGUGGCAAGGUUCUGAUGCAGUUGACAUGCAGACUGUUUACGCUAGUCUACCCCGCAACGAUGUCUAUCGCAUAGAAAGAUUAGAAUUCCUUGAUGAGACAGAACUCCUUGAUCAACUACUCAGUCACUAUUGCAUAUGCUGGGCAUGGAACGAUCACAGCAAUAUCGGACUGUCAUCUAUAAAGUUUGGAGACUGAGAUGGUUUAGAUGAUUCUGCUCAAUAUUAAAGCUGCCUACACACAGGUGCAAAGGAAGAUGAAUAUCUGAGGAGAUGAAGUUUGUUGCCAUGGUAACCUAUCAUACCAUCGGGAGGAGAAGCAGUGUUAUCAGAUUAUCUUUGGAGAUGUGCAGAUUACUUUGAAAGUGUUUACUGUCUGAAGUGUUUGCAUGAUAUGAAGCAUUGGGUUUGGCUAACAGAUGGUUUGCUUUCUUUUGUUAUUUCAAAAAGAACCAAUAAGAAUGCAUACAGUAUGUAUUUGAGAAUCAUCGAUUGAAACCUCUCACAAUGAGUUGCAAUUACCCGAAGCUACAUAUACAUUUUUGAAGUGCAGGUCAACCUCAAAACUGCUCUAUAAUGCUAGUUCAGAUACAUAUCCAAUGCAAAUUUUGUAUCUAUCCAAACUUUCAUAAAUGUAUAAUUAUUUUUACUUGUACUGAUUAAUGACAAAAUAUUUGACUAAAAUCUACUAGUUUUAAAGCAUGGUUUUAAAGAUUUACGGCCAAUUUUUGAUUCGUUAGUGGGAAAGUCCAACACAAAACUGAUUUGAAUAAAAAAGGCAUAAUGCAGAAAAAGUCUUCAAUAUCGGAUAUAAAAUAAGAAAAGUUACAGUAUUUGAAAAAAUCACCUAUUUUUCACAAAACAGUUAUAUAAAAAAAAUCCAUAUUUUAUUGUUCGAAAUAGACAUGAAAUUAGAUAUGCAUAUUGAACACAGUGAUAUGCCAAUGAAAGAGUCUACUCAUUCUCUUUUAUUUUAUAUUGUGAAAUAUGCAAUAUUUCAAUCUUUGAAAAAAAAAGGAAAAUAAUGAGACUCUUCAUCAAAUCACUGUUGUAAGUUAAUAACAAUGGCAAUUUCACAUGCUAAGGGAAAAUCAAAUGAUUUCACUUUAUAAUAUGGUAAAAGUAGUGAAUGGAUGAUGUCAUUGGUUUCCUCAAUGCCUACAGACCAUUUACUGCUUUUAUGAAAUGAAGCGAAACUGUAAGAUGUCAUUUUAACUUGCUUAUAUCUGAUUUCGAUAAAAUUUUCGGUGUUGCGCUUCUUUGAUUUUCUCUUUCUAUUGCCAUCAGCUAUUUGUCGGAGUGCACUUCUCCUUUCAUUAAAAAUGAAUAAUUCUGGAAUAAGUAAUGUAAAA